This is a messenger RNA of Ziziphus jujuba (common jujube), 2670 nucleotides long. Its product is annotated as ent-copalyl diphosphate synthase 1. Gene Ontology annotation, biological process: gibberellin biosynthetic process. Gene Ontology annotation, molecular function: magnesium ion binding; terpene synthase activity. The transcript has 15 exons. Gene Ontology annotation, cellular component: chloroplast. The record is from RefSeq and is a predicted model, not a curated record. Lineage: Eukaryota; Viridiplantae; Streptophyta; Magnoliopsida; Rosales; Rhamnaceae. Bases 116 to 2524 code for a protein of 802 amino acids.
CUAGCAGGAACCUACAUGGAAAGUCUACUUGUGGUAUGGCCACAAAAUGAGGACGUUUUAACUAGGAAAUAAAUACCCAUUAAAAAAUUCGCCACUGCGUAUAGCUCAAAACACCAUGUCUUCUCGUUCUGCCCCCCUCCUCAUCCCAGUCAGACCUGAUCUUUUAAUCACUUCUAACCUUCAGAUAAAACCUUUUGCUGGUGUUUGGUCUCGUGGGAGUAUGGUCAAACGACAUGACUUUGAUUUCAAAGCCAAAUGCGGUCGAAUAUCCAAGCCUCGUACUCAGGCUGUGAUAAAGUGCCUCGGGAUUAAUCUAGAGGAUGGCGUGGAUGGGGGAGCUAGAAAGGUUUGCACGAGGAAUGAGAUAGGGGAUCGUGUGUUAUCCAUCAAAUCAACAUUGGGAAGUAUGAAUGAUGGAGAAAUAAGCAUUUCGGCAUAUGAUACGGCUUGGGUUGGUCUAGUACAAGAUAUAAAUGGGAGUGAUCGUCCUCAAUUUCCGAGUACCCUCCAAUGGAUUGCUAACAAUCAGCUACCAGAUGGUUCUUGGGGAGAUCAUCAAAUCUUUUUGGCUCAUGACCGGUUGCUUAACACUUUAGCUUGUGUGAUAGCAUUAAAAUCAUGGAAUAUUCAUCCUCAAAAAUGCCAAAAAGGGAUGAAAUUUUUCAAGGAAAAUUUAAGUAAGCUCAAAACCGAGAACGCUGAGCACAUGCCUGGGGGUUUUGAAGUUGCUUUCCCAUCUCUACUAGAAAUGGCUCGAAAAAUAAACCUUCAAGUUCCUGAUCAAGAUUCUCCUAUCUUGCAAGACAUUUAUGCCAGAAGACAUAUAAAGCUCUCCAGGAUACCGCGGGACAUAAUGCAACAAGUGCCAACAACGCUACUCUAUAGCUUGGAAGGAAUGCCAGAUUUGGACUGGGAAAAGCUUCUCAAAUUACAGUUGCUAGAUGGGUCUUUCUUGUUCUCUCCAUCCUCCACUGCUUUUGCACUUAAUGAGACCAAAGAUCAAAAUUGCUUGAAAUAUUUAACUAGUGUGGUUCAGAGGUUCAAUGGCGGAGUCCCAAACGUGUACCCGGUUGACUUGUUCGAACGCAUUUGGGCUGUGGACCGGUUACAACGCUUAGGAAUAUGUAGAAUCUUUGAGCCAGAGAUUAAGGAAUGCAUGGAUUAUGUAUACAGAUACUGGACCGAUAAGGGAAUUUGCUGGGCAAGAAAUACAAAAAUAGAGGAUAUAGAUGAUACAGCCAUGGGAUUUCGGCUAUUAAGAUUGCAUGGCUAUAAAGUUUCUGCAGAUGUGUUUGGGCAUUUUAAGAAAGGUGGAGAAUUUUUCGUCUUUCCCGGACAGUCAAUGGAGGCGGUGACCGGAAUGUUUAAUCUGUACAGAGCUUCUCAGGUGAUAUUCCCAGGAGAGAAGAUCCUUGAGGAUGCCAAAGACUUCUCGUCCAAAUUCCUAAGACAAAAACGAGCCUCUAAUGAGUUGCUGGAUAAGUGGAUCAUAACCAAGGAUUUGCCAGGCGAGGUGGGGUACGCGCUAGAGGUUCCAUGGUAUGCAAGCUUGCCUCGAGUGGAGAGUAGAUUCUACAUUGAACAGUACGGUGGCGAAAAUGACGUUUGGAUUGGCAAGACUCUCUACAGGAUGCCAUACGUGAACAACAAUGAAUACCUGGAGCUUGCGAAGUUGGACUACAACAAUUGUCAAGCAUUGCAUCGGAUGGAAUGGGACAAAACGCAGAAGUGGUACAGAGAAUGUGAACUCGAGGAAUAUGGAUUAAGCAGAAGAAUGCUGUUGUUGGCUUACUUUCUGGCAACAUGCAGUAUUUUUGAAGAAGAAAGGGCAAAUGAGCGAUUUGCAUGGGCCAAAACCACUGCCUUAAUUCAUACUAUUGAAUCUCAUUUCCGUAAGGACGAAAGUAGUUGUCUGAAGCAGAGGACUGACUUUGUAUAUGAAUUCAGAACUAGAGCCAAUAAUAUGAGGUUGAAUACAAAAAACAAAGGACAUGGUCUUGUAGAGGUGUUGCUGAGAACCUUGAACCACCUUUCACGGGACACACACGGUUCAGACAUUAGUGACCAUCUACUUCAAGCUUGGGAGAAGUUUCUGGUAAAGUGGCAAGAGGAAGGAGAUAUCCACCAUGGAGAAGCAGAGCUUUUGGUUCGAACAAUAAAUCUCAGCGCAGACCCUACAAUGAUGGAGUUUCAACUUUCAUCAAUGAAUCCUCAGUACCAGCGACUCUUUAACAUCACCAAUAGAAUCUGCUGUGAACUUUGUAAUUAUCAAGACAAAGAGCACCAGAUGUAUGAAAAUGGAAGCUAUAACAUAAAAACUGAGGGCAUCACAACACCACAAAUAGAAUCAGGCAUGCAAGAGCUAGUGGAGUUGGUGCUUCAAGACUCCUCCUUGGAUGGAAUAAAUUCAAAAGUGAAGCAAACAUUUCUGACAGUGGCCAAGACUUUUUAUUAUGUUGCCUACUUUGAUGUUGAGACCAUUAGCUACCACAUUGGCAAGGUACUCUUUCAUAGGGUAGGCUGAUUAGUUAUCUCUCUUCGAACUAAUAAAUUUGUUUUUUAUUGUUUUUCUUUUUUAUGUUUUAAUAAAUCAUGUGAACUGUAACAUAAUUCCCUAGAAAAACUAAUUGUAUUACUUUAAGGAAACUGAUUUGGUAAAUAAGUUAAUUA